Molecule: messenger RNA, 374 nt
Organism: Antrostomus carolinensis (chuck-will's-widow)
Lineage: Eukaryota; Metazoa; Chordata; Aves; Caprimulgiformes; Caprimulgidae
Gene: NPC2
Product: NPC intracellular cholesterol transporter 2
Exons: 2
Biological process (GO): cholesterol efflux; intracellular cholesterol transport
Molecular function (GO): cholesterol binding
Source: RefSeq, a predicted model, not a curated record
AGAUCGAGAGUCAGGGCAGCAAAGCGAGGGUGUAUGGCGAGAUGCUGCAUGUGGACAUACCCUUUCCCAUUCCUGAGCCUGAUGGAUGCAAGUCCGGGAUCCAGUGCCCCAUUCAGACGGGCCAUUCCUACAGCUACCUGAAUAAACUCCCUGUGAAGAGCGAGUACCCCAGUAUUAAACUGAUUGUGAAGUGGGAGCUGGUAGAUGACCAGGACCAGAUGUUGUUCUGCUGGAAGAUACCAGUUCAGAUCACCAGCUGAGGAGCCCUGAUUAGUAGGGCUUGGGGAGGGGAAAAACAGAAGAUGACACAGGCCAAAUUCUUUUAUAUAAUAAGCAUUUCUUACUGCUUUCUUCAGAGCUCUGCAGCCUCUGAG